AUUCCAUCAUCUAUAUAUAUACUUUAUUUGUAUGUCGACAUGGUAUAUGAAACCAUGACAAUUGACAAUAUGAAUACAAUAUAAUAAUAUUGAUGAUCUCACCAGAAAAAAAUGAAAAAGAAUAAAAAUAUAACCGGUUCGUUUGAAUUCUUCGUUUAACGUGUGAAAUACGCAUACGCGAUUUAACAAAAAGAAACAUACGUUCAGUUUAUGUAAUAGGACUUUAAUCUAGAAAGGGACAAAGGACAAAAAAAAAAAUCUAUAACCACCAAAACUAAUCUUUUAUGAGACAAAUGAGUGUAAGUUAUGAUUAUACCUUUAAUGAAAGCUCAACAUCAACCAUUGGAUCUCUUAUGGGACAAAUGAGUGUAAGUUAUGAUUAUACCCUUAAUGAAAGCUCAACAUCAACCAUUGGAUCUGAUUCUUCACGUUAUAAUCUGAGCCGUCCGAUCUUUAAAGAUGAAAUAUUUACAAUAAUGCCAUUAAUGAAACUUGUCUCUCAGCCGCUGGAUCUUAUGAGUCUGUUUUAAUCUUAGCCAUCAGAUUUUGUCUGGGUCCCACUGAAAAUUUAAUCACUUUUCUUCUUCUUCCUUUCUUCUUCAACCAUACCCAACCACGAAAAUUCAUUUCCUUCACCAACCAAACCUCUAUUCUUCAACUCUCACCCACAAACCUUUACCUCUGUUUCUUAGGGUAUUUUUACAGGUUAUGACACCGUGAAACAUCUCAUUUGCGUCGUCCUUGGUUCUGAAAUCUAUUGGAAGUAUGGAUAGCAAUGGAUCUGUGGUGAUACACUUUGAACAUGGUGUAGACCGACAUAUUUCUACUUUGGUGAUGAAAGGAAGAUAUGAGGAGAUUACUUAUUCCCACUUGGUUGAUAGAAUAGGCAAAAAAACUGAAGAUUGAUGUAGAUGCCACCAAGCUUCAACUGAGUUACUUUCCGCUGGUCUUGAAUAAUAAAAAUUCUUGUUAUAUCUUGGAUGAUGAAGAUGUUUUAGGAUAUUUGAUGAUGGUAGAUAAGAAGAACCAACGUUGUGUCUUGCAUGUGGAACUUGCCAAAAUCGUCUCAGAAAAUCAGAGCAACGAGAUGUUUUCUAUGAAUGAGGAAAAUCUGAGUGAUGCCAGAGCUAAUGAUGGCAUGGUUGGAGUUGGAGAGUUGGAAAUUGUUCCUCAUAUUCAGGAGGAUGAGUUUGAGCAUGAGAAAAUCAGUGAAGAGGGUGAUGAAAUGGAUGAUAGGGAAGAGUUGCCGACUGUUACAGCAGUUGAACCUCCUGUUGUCAAUUCAGAAUGGGAUGAUGGCAUUGAUAUUAGUCUUCAUCAAGAAUUUGCGACUAGAGAAGAAGUGAGGGAUUUAGUGGACAAAGGUGUGCAUUCCAAUUGUUUUGAGGUUGAUAUACAGAAGUCGAAUCCUUGGGUUUACAUAUUGAAAUGUCGUGGGGCUGGAUGCAGAUGGUAUUUACGAGCUGCAAAGCUGAAGAACUCUGAUUUUUUCUCUAUCAGAACGUAUAGAAAGAUUCAUACGUGCUCUCGUGGAGAUGCAAGUGUCAUGAAGAAGAAGAAAAGAGGCACGCCAAUCUUGGUCGCAUCAGUGGUGCACUCUGAUUAUCCCGGCAAAUACAAGACUCCGGAUCCAAAGACUCUCAUAGAUUUGGUGCAGAACAAGCUGGGUGUUAAGGUUUCAUAUUCUACGGCUUUGAGAGGGAAAAAUAAAGCUUUGAGUGAUUUGCGUGGUAACCCGGAGGAGAGUUUUGCUAGGCUGCCAUCUUACUUGUACAUGUUACAAAGGAUGAAUCCUAAUACCAUUACACGAUUAGAAGUGGAUGAGAAGAACCAGUUUAAGUAUAUGUUCUUUUUGCUCGGAGCUUGCAUCGAAGGGUUCAAGGCGAUGAGGCAAGUGAUAAUAAUGGAUGGAACUCACCUGAAGGGUGUGUACAAAGGAGUGCUUCUCAUUGCCACUGCUCAAGAUCCAGAUCAUCAUCAUUAUCCCCUUGCUUUUGCAGUAGUAGAUGGUGAGAAAAAUGCAAGCUGGGAGUGGUUUUAACUAUAUUAAAAACUUUGAUACCAGAUGAUCCUCAGCUUGUAUUUUGUACUGAUAGAAACCAAAGCAUCAUCAAGAAAGUACACGAGGUAUACCCAUUGGCGAUCCAUGGAUAUUGCAAUUAUCACUUGUCUAAUAAUGUCAGCGGAGCUUGCAGCAAUGUUAACAAGAAAGGGGUUGCCAAAAAAUUUAGAAGUAUUGCUGGUAUUUACAGUGAGGUGGAGUUCAUCAAAUGCUACAACGAUUUCAGGAAAAUGUAUCCUCAAGCGGCCGAGUAUCUAGAUGACAGUGUUCAUGAGACAAAAUGGGCAAGAUGUAAAUUUCCGGGAGAAAGGUACAACAUAGACACAACCAACACUCUUGAAUCUAUCAAUGGUGUUUUGAAGGAACCAAGGAAAUAUGCGUUGUUGCCAAUGCUUGAUGUGAUCGUGGAAAAGAUAACAGAAUGGUUCAACAAAUACCGUCUAUUAUCUCUACGCGUACCAGAGAGGCAGAUACUAAUCCCACAUGUGCAUGGGAUAUUGCAUCACAUAUAUCCUACGGCUAAAAAGCUGAAGGUGACCGAGCUAAAUACAUUUGAAGGUCACUACAAUGUGCUUGGCGAGGAUGGUCAUGGUUAUUUGGCUGAUCUGAGCAACAAAACAUGCUAUUGUAGGUGUUUUGAUAUUGAUCGGUAUCCUUGUGUGCAUGCACUUGCUGCCAUCAUGGCGCGUGGAGAAAUGGCUGAACAUUAUUGUUCUAGGUAUUACUGGAUGGAGCAGUGGACUUUGGCAUAUUACAGGACAAUAUAUCCAGUGCCUCAUCAUUCAACAUGGGAAAGUUCUGAAAUUCCUGAGGAAAUCCGAUCUCAGGUUGUCCUCCCUCCGUAUGUGGAGAAAAAAAAAGGAAGACUACAAGUUACUAGAUUCUCAUCUGCCGGAGAAUAUCGGAGGAAGAGAAAGAAGAAGUUUCCACCAUUGAUUGGUGAAAACGAAGAAAGUGGCAGUGAUGGCAGUGACAGUGAUAGCAGUGGUAGUGACAGCAGUGACAGCAGUGGAAAUGGGAACGAAGGAGGUGACAACGAAGGAAGUGGUAACGAAAAAAAUGAUGAAUGAGUCUCAUUUGUGUUGUAGAAUUUAUUUGUGUGUUGUGGAACUUAUUUGUGUUGUAGAAUUUAUUUAUGAUUGUGGAACUUUAUUUAUGCAUUAUGUUGUUUCAAUCAGGUACGACAGGUGCAACAUGGUAAAACUUGAUAAAAUAUAACACUCAUAUAUAUGUGUUGUCUUACUGGUACAACUAGUAAAACUCAAAUAGGUUCGACUGGUAAAUCUAGUACAACUAUGUCAAAUUUACUAAAAUAGGAUCUACUAGUAUAACUAGUACAACUGUGCAGGUUGUAAAAUUUAAAUAUUCUUUUGGGUGUUCCCUAUUAAAAAACCAAUCAAAUAGUCUAAUUUUUAAGUGUUUGGAAAGGUUUCUUUGUGUUUUGUAUUGUGCUUUUUUUUUUUUUUAGAUUUCUAAAUCCAUCACAAAAGUUUGUUUGAUCUACCUUAUACUUUUAAGGUUUGUUAACUUGUUUGUCCACUUAUUUUUUGCAAAACAUACACGACAAGUAUUUUCACAAUAGUGAUGAUUUCAUUGUAUCCGGGCAAGCAUAUGUAAACAUACAACAGUGGUACAACUAAGGUAAUUGUAUUUUUUAUAUGGUACAACUAAUAUUUUUCGAUUUCACUGCCAAAGUAUAACUAUGUACAAACUGGUACAACUAAUAAACUAGUACAACUAUGUG
Molecule: messenger RNA, 3806 nt
Organism: Brassica napus (rape)
Lineage: Eukaryota; Viridiplantae; Streptophyta; Magnoliopsida; Brassicales; Brassicaceae
Exons: 2
Coding region: 1007-2041 (344 amino acids)
Source: RefSeq, a predicted model, not a curated record